UGGAAAACUAGAAGGAUGAUAUUAUGAGCAUUCAUUGUGGCAGUUCUGUUGUUUGAGAUUGCAGGUUGAUGUUCUGAAGGAUUUUUCAAGUACAAUCAAGGAUGAAAGCCUUGCAAUAGUUCAUGUAAAACAUGUUCUGACGAUACUUCCUGUGACAGCUGUGAGUCAUUCAUGACUUUGGAUCCAGCCUCAUCUCUCUGUGCUCACUGAGCUGAUGAUGAAUACUAUGACACCAGAUCAGAAUCUUGCAAAAGCUGAAUGGAUACUUGCUUGGGAGUUUGCAGCUAUAGAAAGACAUGCAUGACAUGAGCUCCAGGACAAAGCUUAGACAUACAAACUCUCGAGUGUGUAGAUGACUGCCAAGUAUCACAGAUUAAGCUUGAAGGACCAAGCUUGUCUGUUCCAAGUGCUUGCAGAACCCCAGACUAUUAUGUUGAUCCAUUGAGCACUGAAAUAUUGGAGCUUGGAACCAGAGAGCACCCAUACAGAACAAUGAAGGCUGUGAGUUCUGAAAUUCUUACUUUUCUAUCGCAUCGAGAAGUAAAUGUGACUAUCAAUGUGAAAGAUGUUUACUUAGAAGAUUAUACUUUGUUUGCUCUAAACAUGACAGGACUUACAAUCAAGAGCCAUCCAGGUUAUACUGAAGCUAGCAGAAAGGCUUUGAUAAUUCCCACAGAGUUCACCCAAGUUGGGAUCAGUAAGAAAGCUCGGCUUCAUCUCCUAAAUACUGCUGAUCUCCCAGUAGAAAAUGUUCUCAACGCUGGGAAUUUUAUGGACAGUGAAAGGCUACAAAUUUUGAGAAGAGCAACUAUCGUAUUUGCUCGGACAGAAAUUAAAUUUGAUAGCAUAGAUUUGUACAGGGAAGAAGAAGAUUACAACAAGGGUAUCACAUUUAGCAGAGCAAUAUAUUUACAAGAUCGAACAUUGACUUUUUCUGAUAUGAAGAUAAACAUUACAGGAACUUUCUUUGAAACGUCUGAUCCAUUCAAUAUAGUGAUCAGAAAUAUAGAAUUUGAUACUUACAGUAUGACCAAUAUCUUGGCGGUUUAUAUCUUUUGAAAUUAUCCUGAAGCUAAUCAGAAAGCAAGUGUUGAUAUUGACGGUCUCAAAUUUACUACUUCUAAAGAUAGGACUUCAGCUUCUCAUCCUAAUGGAUUUAUGACGAACCACCCAGGAAACUGGACAGUUAAAAACUUAAAUGCUGAAGAUUUCUACUCGACUCUAGGCUCUUUCACUUACCCUUUUUAUUAUAUGAUCAUCGCUCAGCUUUGCCUACCCAAUGACGGGCUCAUUCAGACUGCUACUUUUGAAAAUUUCUAUUUAUCUGUGAAUAAUUCAAAGAGAGAUAGAAUAAAUUCCAUAGGUGCAUCAACCUCAGCUUUUCACUACAGGUCUACAUUUCAGACAUAUCGCAAUCUCAAUUUUCAUGGUUAUGAGGACACCACAUACAUUCCAGCUCUUUUGAAAGGACAACCAAUUGAUACAAUAAAUUUAGAAAGUUUUAAGUUCCAAAACUCAACUCUUCGAUCGGCUUUGGUGACUCUCUAUAACGUGAAGAAAGUGACUAUAGGAAACCCUUGUAUUAGUGUCUCUGAAGGCGAAAGCCUUCCCUCAUGAGAAACAGUUAUCCAGAACAUUGGAGGAUUCUACACCAACUUGAUCACUGUCUCAAAUGUUCAUGAAGUAGAAAUUAAAAAUAUUAGAGUUACUAAUGUAACUGCUCCUUUCUCUCAGAGUUCUUCUUUGUUAUCGCUUGAAAACUUUGAAGAUAGCAAGAUUACCGUAGAAGAUAUACAUGUGAGAGAAUUUAACUCUGGGAAUGGAGGUUUAUUAUCUAUCCCAGGAAAUUUAAAAGCUAUACAAAUAAAAAUGACAGUUGUUGAUAGCAGUGCAAAACCAGGGUUAUCUCUCUUUCAGAUAAAUUCCAUUGGAAGCUUAGCAAUAAAUGGCUUUAUAGCUCAAAAUAUUUCAGUAAAUCAGAGGCAAGAUGAAAAUUCAGCUAUAUUUGAUAUAAACGCUCUUAACAUGCAAGGAAAUCCCAACUCAACUCUUGAAAAUAUUGAUAUCUCCAACUGUGGGAUCUCUGUGCUCAAGUUCGGAUCUAUUCUCAACAAUAAUACUUUACCAAGUAUAUUUGAACUUAAGAAUUUUACUGUUCGAGAUUCGGUAUUGACAAGCACAAGAUCAAUAAUUUCAACUUCAAACCUUGAAAGCGAUGCUGACUUCACCUUGAAGUUGAAUGGGUUUUAUUCUUCAAAUGUGACAUUUGAAAGCAAAGGGGACUUGCUGUUCUUUGACCAUGGCUUAGUUAAUCCAGUUAUCGUUGAGAACUCUGUAUUCACUAAUUUGAAGUCAGUCUCGAUUACUUUGAGAGGGUCUGACUCAGUUCCCAAUAUUGUUCGUGAAGUUUCCUUUAAAAACUGUACUUUCAGCAACAUUUAUUCGAUUUCUCAAUCUUUGGUCAGAGUAUCAGAACAAGCGACUGUGAAUUUUAUUGGAAGUUCUUUUGAUUCGGUUUCGUCAUCGUCUGAUUGGUCAGGAAUUGUUGAGGCAACAUCAAGCUCAAUUACAAAGUUUUAUAACACAAAUUUCACAAGAAAUGCGGCUGUAACAUCGACAUUGUUUAAUGUACAAUUAGAUGCUUAUUUAGAAUGAAAUUCAUGAUUCAUCACUCACAAUUUUGGUAUAAGCAGUGCAGUAAUUUCUGUUUUGACUGACGGGUAUUUCAAAUUUUCUAAUUGCAUUAUCACUGAGAAUAUUGCUAUUCAAAAACCAAUUGGUCAGAUAGUUGAUGCUGCUAAAGUGAGUAUAAUUGACAGAACACAGAUUUUCAAUAACUCCAUCAUUACUCCGAGUGUGUUUGAUCAAGAAACUUCUGGAGUUUGCUCACAACUCUGAUUCUUGGACCAAAGAUUAAUCGAUUAUAUCAAUAACAGUCAAUUGCAGAGCAUUCCUGAAGGUUUUGAACUUAUUGAAAUAGUUUCUGGUUCACUUGAAAUCAUCAAUAACACUCAAAUCUACCACCAGAAUGGAAUACUAAAUGUAUUCAUGUCUUCUUUAAAGAUGGCUGGCUCAAUCCUCAGGAAUAUCAACUUCACUAACACUCCAGUAAAGCUGACAUCAUCAAUUUUUGAGCUUCAAGAUAUGCUUUUGACAAACAUCCAAGAUAACUCAGCAAAUGAAAUAUUUUUGGUCAACGAUGAAAGCCAGAUAAUUGCAAGAAACAUUACUUACAACAAUUCAAAUACAAGGCUGCUUAGAGUUCUUUCAGGAAAAGCUGAAUUGAGCAUAUUUACAGCUAGCAACAUCACUGAUUUUGAUAAUCUGGCCUUCUUCUUUUCUUGCCAAAGUGUGAAGAUUUCGGAUGCUACAUUAUCUGAUUUAAAGGCUAAAUCUGACCAAAUUAUCAAGAUAGAAAGCUCUCUGAAUGUUUCUUUAGAUUCCUUAUUCAUCAACAGUUUACAACAAAUUGCUAUUUUGAUAUCUAAAUCCAUGGUUGAAUCAAUCAGAAACAUGAAUAUUUCAAACUGUACAAAAGCUUUUAAAAUUGUUAAAAGUAAUGUAAACCUCAUUGAGUCUUCUAUUUUGAAUAAUAAUGGAGGACAGAACAAUUUUAUUAAAGGUGGAGCAAUCAAAAUUAUUGACAGCACCAUAACAAUUUCAAAUACCUCUUUGUCAAACAACAUUGCUGAUAUUGCUGGAGCAGUUGACUUUGAAUGUUCUUCUACUGUUGUAUGUAAACUAGAGAUAAAUAACUCAACUUUUCAAAAUAAUUCUGCCUCUAUUCAAGGAGGAGCAAUUAAUUACAAUCUCAAAAGGCCUAAACUUUUAGAUUCUUGAUUUAUAAAUAACUCUGCCCAAUACGGACCUGAUCUUGCUAGUUAUCCUGUAAAAAUUAGACUUAAGAAUGAUCUUAACAGCAAUAUUGAACUUUCUGGAAUAGGAUCGGGAGUUGCUAUAUCCUCUCCGCUUGAAAUCGCACUUCUCGAUUAUGACAAUCAAGAAAUGAACUUAAAUAAUGAAGAUCAAAUUGGAAUAUUUACUCAGAUCGGCUCUUCUGCUUCAGUAGAGGGAAUAAAUUCAUUUCCUUUUAAAUCUGGAAUUGCUAAUAUUGAAGGAAUUAUAUUUGUAAGUCAACCAGGCUCUAAAAAUGUGACAUUUAAUGCUCAUACGAGUGCCAUCGACAGCAAAAAAGUCAGUACAGCAUUCCCAAAUAAGGACUUCAGCAGCAAUAUUACAGUUGAUUUCAGAUUCUGAGAGCCUGGAGAAGAAAUCACCCAGCAAAAUACUUGCAGAGAAUGCGAUGCUGGAACUUAUUCUUUAAUAUGGAAUUCUACCCAGUGAGUAAAAUGCAUGAACAAUGCUGAGUGACUGGGAAGGAAUCAAGUUAGUGUAAGUCCAGGAUACUGGAGAGCAUCUCAAACUUCCACUUUCAUCGCUGAGUGAAUCAACAAAGAUGCUUGCAACGGUGGAUUCUCAAGCGGAACUCUCCAUCCUGUGGACUGAGCAGAAGGCUAUCAAGGAGAGUUGUGUGCACAAUGACUUGCUAAUGAAAAUGUAAAAUAUAGAAAGACUGGCAAUUCUAAAUGAGAAAAAUGCCCAAGUCCUGUAUGGAAUGCUAUCCUGGUUAUUGGAUUAGGAUUUAUUGUUUUUGCUUUUGUGAUGAUGCUUAUUGUAAUUAACAUCAGAAAAACCAAGGAAAGUGAGUUAUCUGUGCUGCUAAGAAUAUUGACUAAUUAUCUCCAACUCAUAUUUACAUCUUUAUCGUUAUCAUCAAGCUACCCAGUCUCAAUGAUCCAGUUUUUCGAAGCUACGAACAGGUUCGGAGAUGCUUCUCAAACAUUUCUGUCAUUUGAUUGCUUCAUCAGAGACUACCAAAUAACAUCUCCGUUUAGUUCGAAUGCAAUAUUGAAAGUAUUCCUAUUGAGUAUACUCCCUUUGAUUUUGUUCGGAGUAGUGGCUUUAAUUUGGAUCAUUUUAUACUUCAUAAAACGCAAAUAUGUGAAGACCCUACAAAGAAAUUUAGCGAUAUCCUUUAUAAGUAUUUUGUUUCUGCUCCAUCCCAAGCUAACAGAGCAAAGUCUUGGUCUUUUGAGAUGUGUUGAAAUUGAUGAGGGAGAUCGAAGGGUGAGGAUCGAUACAAGUAUUAAAUGCUAUUCAAGUGAUCAUAUCCUUUACAUUGCAACAAUAUCAUCUCCAAUCUUGAUUAUUUGGGUGAUCUUACUUCCAGUCACAGCCUUGAUACUCUUGUUCAUCUAUAUUAAAAGACAAUCAGACAACAAGAUAAAGCAGUACUUCCUGAUCCUGUAUCAAGGACUAAAGCGGGACAAAUUCUACUGGGAGUUUGUAAACACAGCAAGGAAGAUAUUUAUUCUAAUUAUUUUCCCUCUUCCAGUGUCAAUGAAGAUGCUAGUUGCAGUGGUUGGGCUUGUUGUUUUUGCAAGAAUCCAAAUGAAGCUUCAGCCUUACACCAUUUCCGAUAAUAACAAUUUAGAAAUACUUGCAAUUAGUGCAGGAAUACUUACUUUAUUUAGUGGUCUUCUGUAUUCUCAAGAAUCAGAGAUGGCAACUAUAAAUUUUGCAUCAAUGAUUUUCUCUGUGAUGUUUAACAUUUGAUUUCUGGCACAUUGGCUGUAUCUAUUAUCUAAAUCAAUGAAGGAUUCUUCCAAACUUCUUCAUGCGAUGUUCAAGUUCCUGACUUAUUUACUCUGAAAAGAAAAGAAGAAGGAGAAAAUCAAUAAGGAGGAGCCUGGAACAUUUAGGAAUGAUACAAAGAAAAAUAAGAAAAAGAAAAGAACCAAAAAAUAUAAAAACCAUAAGAGGAUUAGAGGCGCAAGUAAUAAAAUGGCAAAUGAAAAGAGAGAAAAGAGAUUAGCUAUAUUGAAUAAGAAUGAAGAUGUGCUGUUUUCAAAGAAUAACAUUGAUAAUUACUUAAUGAUGGUGAAUCAGGAAAAUUCAAGUUCUUCUCAGAAAGAAGAAGAUAAACUGAUCUCAAGUUCUUUGGAAAGACAACAAUUUUCCUCUUUAAGAACAAAUAGGAAAAUGCUGAAAGUGCCUGAACACCCUAAAUAUUCAAAAUGUUAAAAAAUUU
This is a messenger RNA of Moneuplotes crassus, 6091 nucleotides long. Lineage: Eukaryota; Ciliophora; Spirotrichea; Euplotida; Euplotidae. The record is from the annotation of a GenBank genome assembly.